GCGGUACGAUAAAUUUCCCAUGUCAAAGAGUUAAGUAUUUAUUGAGGAAGAAACAACCAAAUAAAACCAACAAAAUCACCAAUUAAAUAAACUAAGCAGACUCCAUUGCAGUUUGCUUCUCUCUCAACUCUCUCUCUCUCUCUCUCAAAACCCAAAUCACAGGAUCUCAUUCUCUCUCUCCACAUUCAACAAUGUCACUCCGUUCUUCAAACCCUAAUUUCAGAUCAAUUCUCCCCUAAUCCCCCCAAUUUUCAAAACCCUAGAACCAUAAAAAAAACAAAUCUUUCUUGUAAAGAUCAAAACUACGAUAAAAAUAUUGUAAAGAUCAAAGCUUUACAAUCAUGUCAGCAUCAAAGAGCUCAAGCAGAUUGUUUACAAUUGGACUUGUAGCAUCUUGGUACUCAUCAAACAUUGGUGUUUUGUUGCUCAACAAAUAUUUGUUGAGCAAUUAUGGCUUUAAAUACCCAAUUUUCUUGACUAUGUGUCACAUGACUGCUUGUUCUUUGUUAAGUUAUAUUGCUAUUGCUUGGUUGAAAAUGGUCCCGAUGCAAACGAUUCGAUCUCGAACACAAUUUGUCAAGAUCACUGCUCUUAGUUUCGUGUUUUGUGGGUCUGUUGUUAGUGGGAAUAUAUCUCUUAGGUAUUUGCCUGUUUCGUUUAAUCAGGCUAUUGGUGCUACUACACCGUUUUUUACAGCUGUGUUUGCGUACAUGAUUACGCUUAAAAGAGAGGCUUGGCUUGUUUAUGGCGCGUUGAUUCCGGUUGUUACUGGUGUUAUUAUUGCUAGUGGGGGGGAACCAAGUUUCCAUCUCUUUGGAUUUGUAAUGUGUGUCGGUGCUACAGCUGCCAGAGCUCUCAAAUCAGUGCUUCAGGGAAUUUUGCUUUCUUCUGAAGGGGAGAAGCUGAAUUCUAUGAAUCUUCUUUUGUACAUGGCUCCUAUAGCUGUUGUACUACUACUUCCUGCGACACUUUAUAUGGAACAAAAUGUGGUUGGUAUCACACUAGCUCUUGCUAAAGAUGACAUCAAGAUCGUCUGGUACCUUCUAUUCAAUUCCGCGCUUGCAUAUUUUGUGAACUUGACCAACUUCUUGGUCACAAAACACACCAGUGCUCUAACUCUCCAGGUCCUUGGAAAUGCAAAAGGAGCAGUGGCUGUAGUGGUCUCUAUAUUGAUUUUCAAAAAUCCUGUAUCAGUUACAGGAAUGCUCGGUUAUACACUUACAGUAAUUGGGGUUAUCCUCUAUAGCCAAGCGAAGAAGCGCAGCAAAUAGAAAAGAAAUAGUCUUGAAGAAUUUCUGCUCCAUCUUUGAACUACCUUGUGUCUUUUGAGUUCUGAGUAUUAGGCAACCAACUUGAAGCAGGUUAUGGAUUAGCUGCUUGGAUCCCUUCUUUUGCCUUCUAGUUACAAGUCAUCGCUGCGACCUUCGAGACCAUUCCCCCCUUGUAACCUUUAAGUGCCACUACAUUACCUAGGCUAGAUAAUAUAAUAAACUUUCAUAUUCUCUGUUUUUACCAGCUAGAUUUUCUGUCCUUGCCCUUUACCCCUUUAAUUUUGUUUUUUUUUCCCUUAUUCUUUCAGAAAAGGAUUGUAGAAUAGGCCCUAUACAGCAUGUCAUCAAAGAUUCUUAUUGAUCAAUUAUUUAAUUUAAGACUUUUGCCGUUGUCCUGA
Molecule: messenger RNA, 1669 nt
Organism: Daucus carota subsp. sativus
Lineage: Eukaryota; Viridiplantae; Streptophyta; Magnoliopsida; Apiales; Apiaceae
Product: probable sugar phosphate/phosphate translocator At3g11320
Exons: 4
Coding region: 342-1271 (309 amino acids)
Cellular component (GO): Golgi apparatus
Molecular function (GO): antiporter activity
Source: RefSeq, a predicted model, not a curated record